Messenger RNA from Lichtheimia ornata, 654 nucleotides. RefSeq names its product HAD phosphatase, family IIIA. The record is from RefSeq and is a predicted model, not a curated record. Bases 1 to 654 code for a protein of 217 amino acids. The transcript has 6 exons. Gene Ontology annotation, molecular function: phosphatidylglycerophosphatase activity. Lineage: Eukaryota; Fungi; Mucoromycota; Mucoromycetes; Mucorales; Lichtheimiaceae.
AUGGUUCAAAGUCUAAAUGUGUCCGGCAUUGUCAAUGCAUUUCGUUUACUGUGGAAUCCAAGUCUAGCAGUUCCUCACCUUAUUGUGAAUGACAUACGCAACAUACACUUUGAGCAGCUCAAGCGUCAAGGUGGUAUCCAAGCGAUGGGCUUUGACAAGGAUAACUGCUUAACGGCUCCCUACGUUCCACAUAUCCAUCCUCCUUUUGAAAAAGCAUGGGCCGUAUGCAAGGAAACGUUUGGACGUGACAAGAUCGUGAUCGUCUCCAACUCGGCAGGCACCCCUGAUGAUAAGGAUCAUGCGGAUAAGUAUUUACAGUCGACGAAGUUACAAGAUGCACUAGGUGUGCCUGUUUUGAGACAUGAGGAAAAGAAGCCAUCGGGUGGUGCAGCUCUUGCAAGUCAUUUACACCCCAUUCCAGCGGACAAGAUUGCAUUCGUUGGCGACAGGAUAUUGACCGAUGUGGUAUUUGGGAACUUGAAUGGCAACUUUACUAUUUGGACACGGAAGAUUGUAACCGAGACUGGUGACAACAAAGCUGCAUUGAUUCUGCGACGCUUUGAACAUGGGCUUAUUCGCUUCCUACAAUCGUUGAAUGUCAAACCACCAUCACAUCCAAUGGAUCAAAAGACGAGUCAAUACAUCAAAGAAUAG